AUUAAAUCAACUUCAAAAAUUCGAAACAAAAACAAAAUAAUCGAAAAAUAAUCAAAAAAUUUCUUUAUUCUACUCUACUCUAUUCCACACCCUUGGAUUAUUAUUAGAUGAUGAUUUUUCUCUCUCUCUCUUUCUUCAGAGCUACUACUAUAUGAUCUUCUUCCUUCCAUUUCCAUGCCUUUCUCUCUCUUCUUCUUCCUUCAUUGCGCAUGGGAGGCGAACUUACCUCCUCUCUCGAACGUUCUGGAAAUGCUUCUCCGUCGCCGGAACCUUCUUCUUCCGGCGACCGAUGCUGCGAUGGCGGACCUCCCAUUCGCGUGCUUGUGUUUUUUCAUAAAGCUUUUAGAGGCGAGCUUGAUGUGCUUCGACGUCUCGCUUCAGACGCCGCCGCCGCCGAUGAGACUGAUGAUAAUCGACGAAAAGUUGCGGCGGUUGAGCUUCGAAGGAGGCUUGAGUUCUUCAGGAGUGUGUUUAGAUACCAUUGCGCUGCUGAAGAUGAGGUUAUAUUUUUUGCGCUAGACGCACGUGUAAAAAACAUUGCCUGUACAUAUUUUUUAGAGCACCAAAUAAUUGAUUCUGUAUUUGAAUCAAUCUUUUCCUGUAUAAAUGGCAUAUUAGAGGACCAUGUGAAUGCAUGUCAAGAAUUCCAAGAACUUAACUCUCACAUUAGCACUCUCGAAGGGUCAAUCAGUCAGCAUAUGGUGAAAGAAGAACAACAGGUGUUUCCUCUUCUAAUGAGCCAGUUCUCUGUUGAAGAGCAAGGUUACCUCCUUUGGCAAUUUGUGUGUAGUGUCCCAAUGUUGCUUAUGGAGGAACUUUGUCCAUGGUUAUCUUGUUUUCUUUCUCCAGAAGAGCAAUUGGACUUCAAACUUAUCAUGAAAAAAAUUGUGCCCCAAGAUAUAUUGCUAGAAGAGGUGGUGAUUUCUUGGAUUGAUAAGACUGCUCAAACAUGCUCAGGAGGUGGUGAAAAUUGUGAACCCCCUUGUGAUUGUCCUGAUGGAGUGGAAAAUUUAAAAGACAUCUCCAGCCUUGGCUUGCUCAAGACCUCAUUUGAUAAACAUUGUCAUUUACAGUCUACUGUUGAGGAUCAGCCUUUCGUUGGCCUUAUGCUUUGGCAUGCUGCGAUCAGGUCUGACUUCAAAGAAAUCUUAGACAAGCUCUAUAAAAUAGAAUUGAAGGAAUUGGGAUCACUUCUUGUUCGAAUCAACUUCCUCACUGACGUACUGAUAUUUUAUAGUGAUGCGUUGGAAAGAGUUUUUUAUCCUUGGCUAGAUAAUGUCUCUGGACUUCCAACAUUGCGUCAAUACAAAGAGUUUCCUUGCAAAAAUGAAAUUGAAGGAUUUCAGAAGAUUAUAUUCGAAGCUGCUCUGAAUAACGUUCCCAAUCCAAGAUUUUUGGAGAUGCUGCGUUGUAAGGUGGAGGAUCUAGUGUUUGUGACUAGUAAGCAUUUGUCUUUUCAAGAAACAGAGGUUUUCCCUCUCCUCUCCAAGAACUUUGACUGUGAAAUCCAACAAAAAUUGCUACUCAAGAGCCUUUUCAUGUUGCCUCUUGGUUUGUUGAAGUGUGUGGCAACAUGGUUUUCACUUCACUUGCCCAAGGAAAAGUUGAAGUGCAUCUUACAUUUUAUUGAGAAAUCUGACUUCCUUGCAAAACCUUUUACGUCUCUUCUACACAAAUGGAUCCGCAUAGGAUACUCUGGAAAAUUUACAAUACAAGAUUUGCAGGAGAUGUUCAAUAGUAGAAUAUCUUACAUGUUUCAGAGAUUUAAGGACAGUAAUGAACCUGACAGCAAAUCUGUGAAUGCCAUGACUGAACAUGUUUCUCCUGACACGUUUUCCAGUUUCCUAACCAAAGAGAAGCACGGGACAUCAUAUUCUAGUGGAAUAAGUAUGCUCGUGUUUUCUUCUCGGGCUCCAAAUCAGGUGCAUACCUUUCUUGGAUAUCCCCUUGAAGCAGUUUCUUCUAAUCAGCGAGAACCAAGGCCAAUGGAUCACAUCUAUUAUUUCCACAAAGCUAUAAGGAAAGACCUUGAGUCUCUUGUUCUUGAGACAACUAAGCUUCCCAGAAACUUGAAACUUUUCUUGGGGUUCAAUCAACACUUCCAACUAGUGCGGUCUUUGUAUGAACUCCAUAGUGAGACUGAGGAUCUGGUGGCAUUUCCAGCUCUAGAGGCAAAGCAAAAGGUCCGAAACCUUACACAGUCUUAUUCAAUUGACCACAAUCUGGAAAAUGGAUGCUUUAAUAGAGUUUCUGGCAUUCUAGAUGAAAUGUCUAAAUUGUAUGACACACUAUUGAAUUGUCCUGUUGAUCAAGUAGAUCCAGCAUUACUAAAAUAUCGUCAGUUGUGUUUAAAGCUUCAUGAUAGCUGCAAAUUGCUAGAGAAAAUAUUGAAUGAUCACAUACUUCGGGAAGAAAUUGAACUUUGGCCUUUAUUUAGAGAGUAUUUCUCCAUUGAAGAACAAGAAAAGAUAGUAGGAUACAUGCUUGGAAGAACAAGGGCGGAAAUUUUGCAAAAAAUGAUAGUGUGGCUAAUGGCCUCUUUAACAUCAGAUGAGCAGCAAGCUAUGAUGAACUACUGGCGCAAGGUUACAAUAUAUACAAAGUUCAAUGAGUGGCUAGCAGAAUGGUGGGAAGGAAUUGAGAGCUAUGCAUGUUCUGAGGUAGAAAAGGCAGAUAUUUCUUGUUCAUCAGCAAUGGGUUCUCUUGAUGUUGUUUCAAAGUGUUCGUCUAUGGGUGUUUCUCAUGAUCAAGGUAAAAACUUCAAGGUUGUACAUGAGAAAUUACCUCAUGAUGAGGCUAAGACUAUCAAUAUGGUUAUAACCAUGGAAAGUCUUGAUAAGCAGAACAAGAAGCAUAAAUCUUUUGAAUAUAAUGUCUUUGGUGAGAAGGAGAAACAUGGGAGUGAAGUAGAUCUGAGUGAUUCCACAAGUGAACUGGAGGCUUCCAUACGAAAGGUGUCACAGGACCCCUCUUUGGAUCUUCAAGCAAAAACACGAAAAAUGCAAGACCUAAUGACAAGCCAUUGGACUGCACAACCACUGCCUGAUUCAGAUAGUGCGAUUAGAAACGAGUCUGGAAAGCUUCCUGGUCAGUUUCCCUCAUAUAGGGACACGGAAGGCUCUGUAUUUGGUUGCAAACACUACAAACAGAACUGCAAGCUUGUUGCAGCUUGUUGCAACCAGAUUUUCACAUGCAGACGCUGCCAUGAUGAGGUUUCUGAUCAUCAGAUGGAUAGGAAGUUCACGACCAAAAUGAUGUGCAUGAAGUGCUUGGAAAUUCAACCAAUUGGACGCACUUGCCUAACUCCUUCUUGCAACAAGUUUUCUAUGGCGAGAUACUAUUGUACCAUUUGUCGAUUAUUCGAUGACAACAGGGAGAUCUAUCAUUGUCCCUUUUGUAACUUAUGCCGACUUGGAAAAGGAUUGGGGAUUGACUACUUCCAUUGUAUGAAAUGCAAUGCCUGCAUGUCUCGGACUCUUUCGUCGACACACGUAUGUAGAGAGAAAUGCAUUGAGGAUAAGUGUCCUAUAUGCCAUGAGGAUAUGUUUACCUCCAGCAAUCCAAUAAAGGCCCUUGCUUGUGGUCAUUUGAUGCACUCAUCAUGCUUUGAGGACUACACUUGCACACGCUAUAUCUGUCCAGUCUGCAGCAAAUCCCUUGGUGAUAUGCAGGUGUUAUUUGGAAUGUUGGAUGCACUAUUGGCUGAGGAAAGAAUACCAGAAGAGUACAUUGGGCGGACUCAGGGCAUACUAUGCAAUGACUGUGAGAAGAAAGGAACAGCUCCCUUCCAUUGGCUUUAUCACAAGUGUCCAUUCUGUGGGUCUUACAAUACUCGACUUCUAUGACUUUUCUAAGUACAAAGUGGAGAAAACUAAUAUUGUAAAUAGGAUGUUAUUUGUGAUUCACCCAAUUUUGACAAAUUUGAUAAGCUAUAAUUAGAGUACAUGCCUAGAUUUGAGAAGCUGAAUAGGCGAUUGUUAGUGGUUUUGAAUAAUGAUAGAUCAGAGUAGCAAACUUUCAUUGUAGUAUUAAGUCACAUAACUCGAACUCUCAAAAGCACUAUUCUAUAAGCUCAUAUUACUGUGAAAGAUGUUUGGGAACAUCACUUAUUAUAUAAGGAUGAUCCUUUUGACCAAAACGAAUCAUGAUUAAUGAAUGAUUCCUUAUGUAUGAUUGGAAUUUGGAAAUAUUGUAAAUCAGGGUUUUUAGAGUUUUUUUUUCAAA
Amaranthus tricolor (Joseph's coat) is the source of this 4224-nucleotide messenger RNA. Its product is annotated as zinc finger protein BRUTUS-like At1g74770. The record is from RefSeq and is a predicted model, not a curated record. Gene Ontology annotation, molecular function: ubiquitin protein ligase activity; zinc ion binding. Lineage: Eukaryota; Viridiplantae; Streptophyta; Magnoliopsida; Caryophyllales; Amaranthaceae. Gene Ontology annotation, cellular component: nucleus. The transcript is spliced from 12 exons. Gene Ontology annotation, biological process: protein ubiquitination; ubiquitin-dependent protein catabolic process. Bases 210 to 3845 code for a protein of 1211 amino acids.